This is a messenger RNA of Colletotrichum phormii, 1584 nucleotides long. RefSeq lists its product as uncharacterized. The coding region runs from base 1 to 1584 and encodes 527 amino acids. The record is from RefSeq and is a predicted model, not a curated record. The transcript is spliced from 4 exons. Lineage: Eukaryota; Fungi; Ascomycota; Sordariomycetes; Glomerellales; Glomerellaceae.
AUGGACUCUCUACCACAAGAAAUCCUGGAUAACAUCCUCGGCCGCAUACCUGCGCGAGAAAGCGACAUACAUAACAGUGAUUUCUUCGACGACAAUUUCAACUCUAACUUUGACUAUUCGUCAUUUCCCAAUGAAGAUGGAACCUACGAUUGCGUACCGCCCUCACCGCGUUUUCGACCCGAUCUCGCGUCCAACUCCCUUCGUAGCCUAGAUGUGGAGAUCCUGAGGCCCCAAUAUCAGAAAUGCUCGAGUUCCUUGGACAUCGUCGAGAACAUGGCACGCGGCGACAAGGCCUACACUGAGGCCCUGAGAAACUUGAUGCUCAUGCUCUUGGAAUGGCAAGACGGCGCCCGAAUUUCACUGAUAAUCGGUUGCCGUGAAAGGACCACCGCAAAAUACGCAAACCUUCCCCAUCUGAAUGUGCUAAAUCCUCAACUCUUUCCCGUCGUUGCAUGCCUCAAGAGCUUUCAGAUUGCACACUUCGACUACGAAUUCCAUAUGAAUUCUCCACGUAACUUUAGACGUAAUAUCGAGGGCGACUUCCACCUCAUGCAAAAGUUUCCCAACUUAGAGUCCUUCAACUUGAAAACUCCCGAGUUUCCCUUCUUUAUCAGACCGCGACGGGAAAUGCGACAAUCCUCGAUCGACGUUUUGUCCUCAAACCGGCUCCCGGCGUCAAUAAGCACGGAAAGCUCGCCAUCACACCCAAUAUAUGGAGAAAGCGACCCUCUCUUCAUUGCCCUGCGCCGAGCGAUCGACGGUCUCUCGGAUUUUAGCUACGAAGGCCACCUUAGCUCUUCUUUCUUCUGGUCACCACCCGCCAGCCUGGGUGACGCAGUUCCAUUACCGUAUUGGCAAAACAUGACCAAGCUGACGGUCGAUUGCGACAUCGUUGCCCCUAGCGGGGAAUGGUGCCUGCAACACUUUGUAACGUUCGGCUCCGCGUAUUUACGCAACGCAGGCGUGGAUGACGUCUUCUUUGCCCGAGGAGAUGCUGAAGAGCCAGUGUGGGAAGCCGAUGCCGACAAACUCACACGGGACAGAUUCACGGAGCGAGGAUUCAUGGAGGUGACCGACCCAAGAGUGGCAUGCAGCAAGGUGAUGGUACCGAUGCUCGCAUCCAUUGCCAAUGCGGCGGGCCAGAUGAUCUCCCUCAGGGAACUCCGAUUCAAAAUCAUCAUGCCUAUAUGCGGUACUAGAAACCGUACUGUCGAAGGAAUCCACCGCUUUCAUGUCGAUUAUCUUGCCUCUGGAGUGAAACCAGACUCUGGAUCUUACAUGUACGACGGACUGGAGUUUCCGCGUUGCGAAUGUAGGGACCGGGACGAACUGGCGGCGAAGACAGCGUUCAAGGCGGGCAAUCGUGAGAAAGCUGGAAUUAUACGGUCCGCAAUAAAGGCAAGGAAGGAUGACUAUCCGGAAAGCCCAAGAUGGCUUCUUAAUACGGAUCAGUGGCAGCCGAAUGAGGAAUUGCUCGAGCUGCUGAGGCGAGGGGGCAGAAAAGCCCACUCUAAGGACGCGGUCAUCGUUCUUCACGCACACAACCACAAUCAGUAUUCGCCUCCUGGGAAUGACUGGAUGUAA